Messenger RNA from Trifolium pratense (red clover), 1492 nucleotides. RefSeq names its product THO complex subunit 4D. NCBI's taxonomy places the organism in Eukaryota, Viridiplantae, Streptophyta, Magnoliopsida, Fabales, Fabaceae. Gene Ontology annotation, cellular component: nucleus. The record is from RefSeq and is a predicted model, not a curated record. The transcript is spliced from 7 exons. Gene Ontology annotation, biological process: mRNA export from nucleus. Bases 398 to 1276 code for a protein of 292 amino acids. Gene Ontology annotation, molecular function: mRNA binding.
GAUAGGAACGAGAAUCUCUCACUCAUACACAACAGUGGUGUAGAAUAAUUCCUCGCUUACGCGGUUUGCCAUAAUGCAAAAAGACACUAAAGCCCUUACGUGCCUUUAUAAUGACAUACAACGCUGAUUUUCUCUUUGUGAUUCAAAUCUAACCUCAAAAGCUCUCUUAGGCGAAACCCUAAAACUCCCUUUUCUCCGAUUCUAAACCCUAAUUUUCCCUCAUUCGUCUUCUUCAUCACGCUUUCCCCCCCUAUAAAUCCACAACGCACACUCAUCUUCUCUCCAAUUUUCUCCAUCUUAUUAUCUCCUUGUUCUUCUAGCGCAGAUUUUCUAUCAUCUACAGGGCUACUUCAUUGAAAUUUCUUGAAGGCUUUGAGCUUGUUAAAUUGCAAGUGCUAUGGCUUCUUCAUUGGAUAUUUCACUUGAUGAUAGAAUUAAGAACAACAAGAGUAUCCGAGGCAGAGGAGGAGGUAGAGGACGUGGCAAAGCCCUUUCUGGCCGUGGAAGUGGGACUGUAGGUGGUGGAAGAAGGACUGGUGCUGUUAAUGGGAGAAGAGUGACUGGUAAUGGUGGAAGAACAACUGGUGCUGUUCGUAGAGGCCCACUUAUGGUCAACACUCGCCCAUCAUCUUAUGCUAUUGCCAAGUCUAUUCGCAGAACCAAGGCUUUUCCAUGGCAGAGCGAUUUGUUUGAGGAUAGCCUUAGAGCUGCAGGAAUACAAGGAGUAGAACUUGACACAAAGUUGUAUGUUUCAAACUUAGACCGAGGAGUUACCAAUGAAGACAUACGGGAACUUUUCUCCGAGCUUGGGGAGUUGAAGCGCUAUGCUGUUCAUUAUGAUAAGAAUGGAAACCCAACCGGUUCGGCUGAAGUUGUCUAUAAUAGAAGAAGUGAUGCAUUUGCUGCUCUCAAACGGUAUAACAAUGUGCUUUUGGAUGGAAAGCCCAUGAAGAUUGAGAUUGUUGGAACAAAUUCUGAAUUGCCUGUAACUGCACGGGUUAAUGUCUCUGCGAUGAAUGGACAGAGAAAGAGGACAGUUGUAAUGACGCCUAGAGGCGGAAGAGGUGGAGGUGCUGCUGUGCUAAAUCGUGGUGCUGGCUGGGGACGCCGUGGUGGCUCAAGGGGUGGUAGUGGUAACGUGCGUGGCAGAGGCCGAGGCCGCCCUGGCAGGGGUGGAGGUCGUGGUCGUGGAAGAAAGGAUGGAGUUGAGAAGUCAGCUGAGCAACUUGACAAGGAACUAGAGACCUAUCAUGCAGAGGCUAUGAACAUCUCAUGAUCUCGGAAUCAGCAAGUUUGAUUAGUACUUUUUAGUCAAAAUUUGCUAUGGCUUCCUUGUACAGAAGCUGUUUUACUUUGGCUUUAGCUUGAAUAUUUCACUUCGCUGUGCUGUUAAAUAUGCUAUCCUAUUUUCACUGCUUUGAAAUCUUGUUAAGUUGCUGAAUGAUUAAUUGAGAAGUUGCCAGAUUAUAUAGAUAGUUUUUUUUUUCCGUUA